AUGGGCAAGCCAGGCAAAAAAGCCGGGAAGGGGCUCCUCACCCCCACCAACCCCAACCGGCGCACCGACCCAAACAAGACCAGUCUUCGAGAUCAACGCACUAUUAAGCGGCUGAAAAUGUACAAGUCAAAAAUCAAACGUGACGAAAAGGGCAACAUUAUCAAGGGAAGUGUGCUCACAGCAUCUGAUCGCAUUGAGAAGCAGAUGGCACGUAUUGCACCUGACCGCCGCUGGUUUGGCAACACCCGGACCAUCGGCCAGGAGGCACUUCAGAAAUUCCGCGAAGAAAUGGGAGCCAAGUACAGGGACCCGUACAGCGUCAUCAUCAAGCAAUCCAAGUUGCCGCUGAGCCUUCUAGAAGAGCCGAAGAACACCGACGGAAGUAUCCGCAAAGAAAUGGUCUGGGACAAAACGUUUGGUGACAAGGCAAACCGCAAGCGUGUGCGACUCAAUGCUGUGGAUAUGUCAGCCUUGGCCACAGAGGCUAACGUCAAGGGGGACAACUACGACUGCAACAAAAAAGAGAAGGACCGCGAUUUGAUGAAGGGAGUGCACAAGGAUCGCAACGAUAAAACCAGGAACGGCAUUUUGAUGACCAAAGGUCAAUCGAACCGAAUUUGGUGCGAGCUGUAUAAAGUGAUUGACAGUUCGGACGUAGUGUUGUACGUCGUCGACGCGCGCGAUCCAAUGGGUACGCGAAGCGCUUUUCUGGAGGAUUUCAUGCGUCGCGAAAAAAAAUAUAAACACUUUGUUCUGGUGUUAAACAAGUGCGAUUUAGUCCCUCUGUGGGCAACAGCUCGUUGGCUCCAGAUUCUCAGCAAGGAUUAUCCCACCAUCGCCUUCCAUGCCAGUGUAAAUCAUCCUUUCGGCAAAGGUAACGUCAUUUCUUUACUCCGGCAAUUCGCGCGUCUGCACAACGUGACACACCGCGGCAACAAGCGCACCAAGACACCGAUUUCGGUAGGUGUGAUCGGUUACCCGAAUGUAGGAAAGAGCUCGCUGAUUAAUACACUACGUCGUACAUCCGUCUGCAAAGUGGCGCCCAUUCCUGGUGAGACAAAGGUGUGGCAGUAUGUUGCGCUGACACGGAGUAUCUUUCUCAUUGACUGCCCCGGUGUGGUGUACGACCGCGAGUCAAACAACGAUGUCCAGGCGGUGCUCAAGGGUGUUGUGCGUGUGGAGCGUCUCGGAAAUGCGGACAAGACGGAUGUGGUGGACACCGUGUUGAAGAUUGUCAAGCAUCGCGAUAUUGUGACCACAUAUAGCGUCAAAGAAUGGCGUGAUGUUGUUGAUUUUCUCGAAAAGCUCGCAAAGCUACGCGGAAAGCUGGUCGCUGGAGGGGAGCCGGACGUGGAAGCUGCUGCGCGCAUGGUCUUGUACGAUUGGCAGCGCGGGCGUCUGCCGUGGUUUAACGCGCCGCCGUUCGAGUCCAAUAAACACUACCGUGAUGCAACUGAGCAGCCUCAGGCAAAACAAAUGAAGCUGAUUGAGCAUUACAGCUCUUUUAACGUGGUUGAUGACACCAUGAAUAAUGGCGAUGAAGAGCAGGAAGGCGACGAGGCUAGCGUAGUUGACAGCAGUGAGGAGACUGUGAAUAACACGACUGACGAUGCCCCAGUUGACAGAGAUAGUCGAGUGGAGAACGAGGAGAAAGCGAUCAAGCCUUCGAAGGCGAAUAAGACAGAGAAGCUCUCUACGAAGAAGGGACGCACACAGCGGUCAGUGGGGAUCGGUCAUGAGGAGAUGGCAACAGUGGCCACGUAUUUGCGUGAGCAGGAGGAGAAGCAACGGAAAGUCAAGCAGCAGGAGAAGCGGAGAGCCGCGCGCGAGGAGCAGGAGGGCGUGGAGGCUUUUGUAGCUGACGCCGAGCACGAGAGCGACGACGCGCUUUGGGCGCAAUUCUUAGCCGCUGCCAAGGAGUAA
Molecule: messenger RNA, 1923 nt
Organism: Leishmania braziliensis MHOM/BR/75/M2904
Lineage: Eukaryota; Euglenozoa; Kinetoplastea; Trypanosomatida; Trypanosomatidae
Product: putative GTPase
Exons: 1
Coding region: 1-1923 (640 amino acids)
Cellular component (GO): nucleolus
Molecular function (GO): GTP binding
Source: RefSeq, a predicted model, not a curated record